Molecule: messenger RNA, 2667 nt
Organism: Arachis duranensis
Lineage: Eukaryota; Viridiplantae; Streptophyta; Magnoliopsida; Fabales; Fabaceae
Exons: 5
Coding region: 325-2388 (687 amino acids)
Source: RefSeq, a predicted model, not a curated record
AUACCCUAAAAAUAAAAAAGAAAACGAAAGAAAAUCGAGUAUCCCAAAUCCCAAUUCCUGGAACGGAGUGGUUGGUAGUGUGCGGUGCGGUGUUUCCUUCUUCUUCGUCAUCUUCAGGUUCCCAAUUACACGACACCAUGAUCAUGUCCUUUCAAUUCGCAACCAAUAACAACAGCAUCAUCGUCUAUUCAUCAGCAACCUAAAAUUCUAAACCUAAAACACUACUCCAUUAGAUUUUAAUUUCAGACUAUAAUUUCUCCAACGUUUUUGGUCUUCGCUUCAAUUCCUAGGGUUUAUCGUUAUUCUUAUAUGUUAUUAAAUUAAAUGGCUGCCGCCGGCAACGAGGAUGCCGACGCGGUGCUCAGCGACGUCGAGGACGAAGCCGGCGAUCCUGGUCCGAUCGCAACAAAAGCUCCGUCUCCGGAAGACGUCUCCGUCGAGAAACUACGGGAGCUUCUAGGCGAGCUUGAUCGGGAGCGCCAGGCGCGUCUCGCCGCUGAGAACUCCAGGUCCGAACUUCAGGUGUCGUUCAACCGCCUGAAAGCGCUGGCGCAGGAGGCAAUCAAGAAGCGCGACGAGUUCGCCAGGCACCGUGAUGACGCCGUUCGCGAGCGCGACGAGGCGCUGAGGAAGAACGACGCCGUUUCCUUGGAACUGGCAGAAUCUAAGAAAGCAAAGGACGAGGUUGCAAAGCAGUUGGAAGAGGUUGCGAGGGAGAGGGAUUCACUAAGAUCGGAGAUUGGGAAUUCAAGGCACAUGCUUGAGACUGGCAUGGAGAAGAUUUCCGCCAAGGUCAGCAGCUUCAAGAAUUUCGGGCCUAAUGGGCUUCCACGGUCGCAGAAGUACACCGGCCUCGCAGCCGUGGCUUAUGGUGUGAUCAAGAGAUCCAACGAGAUCGUUGAAGAGCUCUUGAAACAGAACGAUGCGACUUUGAAGUCUAGGAACGAGACUAGGGAACAGAUGGAGCAGCGGAAUUACGAGAUUGCCAUUGAGGUUUCUCAGCUUGAAGCAACAAUUAGUGGACUCAGGGAUGAGGUUGCAAAGCAAGGUUCCUCAAUUGAGGGUUUGGAGAAGGACUUGGCUGAUAGGGAUAGGAAGUUGAGCGAGAUGGAACAUGAGAUGAAGGAGAAGUUGAGGGAGGGACAAGGUGAAGCAUCACGGUUGAAGGAGUUUCUUGUUGAGUGUGAGGAUAAGUUGAGUAAAUUGGAGGCGAGGAUGGAGUCAAUGCGGCCAUUGUUGAUUGAUCAGUUGAGCUUUGUUUCAAAGAUUCAUAAUCAAAUUUGUAAUGUUGUUAGGAUAUUAGAUGAUCAGAAUAGCUCGGAGCUUUCUGAGUCGUUGUUUGUGCCGCAAGAAACUGAUGUUGAGGAGAAUAUACGUGCCUCUUUGGCUGGCAUGGAGUCUAUAUUUGAGUUGACUAGGAUUGUUGUUCAAAAGGCAAAGGAUUUGAUUGAGGAUAAGGAUCGUGAAAUUAAGAGAUUGGAUGAGACCGUAACUCGUUUAGUUAAGGAAAAGGAUCAAAUUGGCUCCUUACUAAGGAGUGCUUUGUCAAAGAGGAUGAAAUCCGAUCCAUCUUCGAGAAAGAAUGAGCUGUUUAAGGCUGCAGAGAAUGGAUUGAGGGAGGCUGGGAUAGAUUUCAAAUUCAGUAAGGUUCUUGGGGAUGGAAACGAUGCAGUUUCAAAUGACAAGACAGAGUUAACUGAAAAAGAGGAGGACGAAAUAUACUCUCUGGCUGGAGCAUUGGAGCAUGUUGUAAAGUCAUCUCAGCUUGAAAUCAUUAAUCUCCACCACACUGUCGACGAAUUAAGGGCAGAGUUGAGUUUACUUAAGCAGCACAUAGAAGCUCAAGCUAAAGAGCUUGACCAUAGAAUGCUCCGGAUAGAGGAACUUGAAGAGAAGGAGAGAGUAGCUAAUGAAAAUAUUGAGGGGCUAAUGAUGGACAUUGCUGCUGCCGAAGAAGAAAUUAACAGGUGGAAAGUGGCAGCAGAGCAAGAAGCUGCUGCAGGUAGAGGUGUUGAACAAGAAUUUGUGGCACAGUUGUCAGCACUGAAGCAGGAACUUGAAGAAGCAAAGCAAUCCAUGUUAGAGUCAGAGAAGAAACUAAAAUUCAAAGAAGAGACUGCAGCUGCUGCCAUGGCUGCAAGAGAUGCGGCUGAGAAAUCUCUCAAGUUGGCAGACUUGAGGGCAUCUAGACUAAGGGACAGAGUGGAGGAGCUUACUCAUCAGCUCGAAGAGUUUGAGAACCGGGAAGAUUCAAGGGGUCAAAACAGGCCUAGAUAUGUAUGCUGGCCAUGGCAGUGGCUUGGCAUGGACUUUGUAGGAGUUCAGCAUCGGCCUGAAACGCAACAGGAGGCUUCUAACGAAAUGGAGCUUUCAGAACCCCUCUUAUAGUUGGAUCUUUUUUAUGAUCUUCAUUUAUUUUCUUUUCUUUCAAUCUUUUUCUUUUUUUGGUGUAUUUAUGUUGAUUUCUUCAAGUUUAUGCCAUAAAUUCGUAGCUUAUAGCAACAGGUUCCCACACGCAAUGCAGCAACGGUGGUGUUUAGUACCAUCUUGGUUGUCCUGUACAAUCCUUUCAUUUGAGUAAUUUGCACAUACAUUUUCAUUACAUUACACGAACCGAAGAGUCUAAGAUUUGCAGUCUUGUUUGCCCAAUAAACACAUUAUACAUUA